Molecule: messenger RNA, 1959 nt
Organism: Suillus subaureus
Lineage: Eukaryota; Fungi; Basidiomycota; Agaricomycetes; Boletales; Suillaceae
Exons: 13
Coding region: 1-1959 (652 amino acids)
Source: RefSeq, a predicted model, not a curated record
AUGUCGAUGGCCCAUGGUGCUGAGUACUACACCACAAAUGCUGUAGAUAUAACUAAUUUAUUGCUGCAGUCAAGCACUCUCACAGGCCAACUCCGAGUCAUCCAAUAUUUACAGGUUGAAGCACUGUCCAGUCCAGGCCCUGCUUUGAUGAUCAAGUGCUUCCGAGUCUGCCAUGGCUUCAGUGGCACUUCCUACAGCAUCUAUGUCCCUCAGGUCCACCUUGUGGCUCAACAUUUGUUGCUAUGGGUUGGACUGAUCUUUUUCAGAACGACGUCACUUGUGAAGAUCAAAGCCUUUAUUUAUGCAAACACUAUCUACUGUGACAGAGAGAUUAUAGAUAUCGAGGUUGAAAUAUUGUACUACAUAGCAUUGUUUUCUCAUCCCUCCAGUCUGACCACUAUGCCUCAUAAAUGGACAAGCAAUGAGCAAGAGGAAUUUCUCACCUCCAUGUUGGGAGAAUUUCGCAUGCAUGCUGCAGACAAGAAAUACGAGGAGUUCUGGAAAAAACAACUAGUUACAUGGUACCAUUGGUGGAAAAACCCUGCUCAUCUGGGCUGCACAAGUGGUGUUAAAGGAGCUUUAAAGUUCGACACUGUGUUGGCUGGUGGUGUCAAACUUAAGGGGACCUGCACACCACAAAAAAUGAACAUUUACUCCUACAAAUACUAUGAAGAAAAAGUCAAGGACACUGCAGAUGCUAAAAUCAGAGUAGAGAAAGUUACUGACUGCAGGCCAAAGCUGAACAAGCGCCAUGAGGUCAUGCGCCGUAUGGCUAUCUGUGAGCUUGGUCCUAUGCUUGAUCAGAUCCUUAAGUACCUUGCAUAUGCCAUGGGUGGGUGGAAGUUCAUGAUCCUUAUGGGAGGGAAUGAUCCUAGCACUGGAGAGGUGUCUGUUUUCAACUAUCAUGUUGGUGAACUUGAGAGUGGGGUGCAGUUUGAUCAGACUUAUGCCAAUUUUGAUGUGGUGCAGGCUGCAUUCCUAACCUUCAUCAAAGAUGCUCUCGCAUUUGAGUCAACACUGCCCCAAGACUCAGAUAAUGAGGAAGCAGAAGAUUCAUCAGACUCACAUGAUAGUUCAGAUGAAGAGGACUUGGAUGAUCUCCUACCAAACAGCAUCCAUCGAAUCAACACUGUGGGCAUGUACCAGAUGACUCCUCAGUCUGAGUCAUCCAUCAAAGACAAUUUUGCUGCCAGCAUAGCAUCAACUGAUGCAUCACUCCCGCAUAUGCAAACCUUAGGUAAUGCAUCACCUGGUUCUCAGCUCCCAAGUGAUUCCAAAUUUGCUUCAUUCAACAACUCCUCCAACCUACCUGUGUUUGACCAUGAAGUGUUUACCGCUCUCAUCAAUGACCCAAAUUUCAACAUCAGCAUUUUGGAUGCUGUCCCUGAACGCCCCCCCCUUCAAUCCACCCCAUAUCCCGAAGUCUUUAUCCCUCCAGCUCCUCGUGCUGAUGAUCCAUCAUCUACCCAAUAUCCUGAAGUCUUUAUCCCUCCAGCUCCUUGCACUGAUGAUCCAUCAUCUACCCAAUGUCCCAAAGUCUUUAUCCCUCCAGCUCCUCACACUGACGAUGCAUCUACCCAAUGUCCUCAAGUCUUUAUCCCUCUGGCUCCUCGCACUGAUGAUGCAUUAUCUGACCAAUAUUCCCAAGUCAUUAUCCCUCCAGCUCCUCAUGCUGAUGUUGAAAAUAUGGGAACACUUAAUGAAUCUGAUGGUGCUGGCGCUGACCCAGAUGCUGAAGGUACACAGAACACAGAAGCACCAACUUCAUUAGUCCAAACAAAGACUCAGCAUCAUCGUGGAAGGCACACACAACAACAUUCACAAUUGACUGCGCCCACUUCCUUGGCAAAUGAAAUCCAACCACUCCCAGAAGGGCAUUGCCGAGUGCGCAAACCCUUCAAUGCAAGAGAAUGUGACAAUGAUAUUGGCGGGCCAAUGAAGCGUGCUCAACAUACAUAA